UCUCAUGGGCAAUACAUGACAGCAAAACUCAAGUUUAUGAUGCAUAUAACUUUACGUGCAACUAUCCCCAAGAAUUCAAAAGUAAGAAGCUGUUGGACUUCGACACCCGCUUCUGCUCAGUUGACAUGGGCUUUAUUUACUUUCUCUGCACCAUAUGUGCAAUCCUAUGCUUCAUGGUGGUGUCCUUCACUUACCAUUUUAUGAGAUUGCACCUGGUCUAUGCCUAUUACCUGUUCAUAGCUUGGUUCUUUGACAAAAAGCACAAAAACAAGAAAACUCCUCUUCAGUACGACGCCUUUAUCUCCUAUAACACCCACGAUGAGCCUUGGGUCAUUGACAAGCUCUUACCAAAACUGGAAGGAGAACAGGGCUGGAGACUGUGUCUACACCAUCGAGACUUUGAACCAGGGAGACCCAUCAUAGAUAACAUUACAGAUGCCAUUUAUGGAAGCAGGAAGACCAUUUGUGUGAUCAGUCGCAAAUACCUCGAGAGUGAAUGGUGCUCCAGAGAGAUCCAGGCAGCCAGUUUCCGUCUGUUUGAUGAGCAGACAGACGUACUCAUCCUGGUAUUUAUGGAGGAGAUUCCCAGCUAUCUGUUGUCUCCUUACCACCGCAUGAGAAAGAUGCUAAAGAAGAAAACCUACCUGAGCUGGCCGCGAGCUGGAGAGCACUCCGAGCUGUUCUGGGAGAAACUUUGCCACGCUCUGGAGACCAGAGAAGAUCCAGAAGCAAAGACAUUACUUCUCACUGUGCCAACUAUGCCAUGAGGAAAAUAUAACAAUUUUUUUUUUCUCUAGUUUUUUCUCCUUAAGGUUAUAGAUUUUAAUUUAAAUUUUUUAAUUCCAUAAUAAUAGUUUACAGU
This is a messenger RNA of Oreochromis aureus, 862 nucleotides long. Its product is annotated as toll-like receptor 13. The transcript has 3 exons. Gene Ontology annotation, cellular component: membrane. Gene Ontology annotation, molecular function: transmembrane signaling receptor activity. The record is from RefSeq and is a predicted model, not a curated record. Gene Ontology annotation, biological process: inflammatory response; toll-like receptor signaling pathway; immune response. Bases 126 to 767 code for a protein of 213 amino acids. Lineage: Eukaryota; Metazoa; Chordata; Actinopteri; Cichliformes; Cichlidae.